Molecule: messenger RNA, 842 nt
Organism: Dentiscutata heterogama
Lineage: Eukaryota; Fungi; Glomeromycota; Glomeromycetes; Diversisporales; Gigasporaceae
Source: the annotation of a GenBank genome assembly
GAGCUAUUAAUGACAUGCUCGAAGAAUAUGAAAGAGAUACUAAUCCAGCAAUCACUAUUACAAGUGAUCAAUUCAAAGCAAUGCCAGAAUGGGACCAAAGAGAAGUAUUAAAUGAAUUACUACUAGGAGCAAACAAUGCACAAAACGAAGAAGCCAGAAAAGCAAUACAAAAUAAGUACAGAGACUUGCUUACAACACAAUUAGAAACAAAAGGCCAAAUGAUAAUUGAAGAAAAUAUUGAAACACAAUUAUCAAAAAAUCAAUUACAAAUACGAACUAAACCACUACCUCCAAGAUUAGAACUACCUAAAACAGGAUAUCGAGAAGAAUAUCAAUAUCCAGGAUCUCCAAGAUCACCACCAAAAUUACCAACAGAAUCUGAUAAAUCAAUUGAUAGCGAUGCUUCUGAAAGAAAAAGGUGGAUGCCCUCAAUAACUAAAAGAUUAAGACCUUUAUCCCCCACAGGAGGAUGGAAACAAAUGUUUGGAGGAUCAGGAUCCUCAAAACAAAAUAUUCAACAACAUACUCAUAGCCCCAAAAGACCAUCAAGCUUAAGAAACUCUGUAGACCUUACAAAUACUCCUGAUAUAUUAUUACCAACACCAAUUCAAAAUAAUCAACAAACAAGAAAUCCCAAAAGACCUAUAGAUAGAAGUAAUACUUCAUCACCAGCAUCAUGGCAUAAAAAUCAAAAAAUGUAUACACCAUCAGUAACAAAUUUUGAAAAUGAAGAAGAUGAACAGGAAAUAUCUCAAAAUAUUGAAAGAGCAUUCAAUCAAGACAAUCAAGAAAAUAAUUCAGAAUCCCAACAAAUACAAAUACAAUCUUCCUUUAAAGGCUGA